AUGGCCUCGCCUCCGCAGCCGCCCUAUUUGCCUGUUGCUGCUGCCGCGUCGCUGCAACCGCCCACCCCCCGCCUCCGCGUGACCGCUCCGCCCCUCGCCGGCUCUGGCCACUGCCCGCUCGCGCCAGACUCCCCCACCGCGCUGCUCGCCCCCACGCGCUUCCGCCGGAGCCCCCUGCCCCAGCUCACCGACCUCGCCGCGCCGCCCGGCGGGCUGCCCCGUCGCCAGUGGCCUCGCCCCGCGCUCGGGCGCAGCGCCCCUCGUGCACGGGCGCGCGUGCCCGUUGACCCGCCCCGUCCCGCUGGCCUAAUGCCACUGCCAGCGGGCCCCUGUUGCCCUGACCUUUAA
Aegilops tauschii subsp. strangulata is the source of this 348-nucleotide messenger RNA. The record is from RefSeq and is a predicted model, not a curated record. NCBI's taxonomy places the organism in Eukaryota, Viridiplantae, Streptophyta, Magnoliopsida, Poales, Poaceae.